Microstroma glucosiphilum is the source of this 780-nucleotide messenger RNA. RefSeq lists its product as hypothetical. The transcript has a single exon. Gene Ontology annotation, molecular function: ubiquitin-like protein transferase activity. Bases 15 to 464 code for a protein of 149 amino acids. Lineage: Eukaryota; Fungi; Basidiomycota; Exobasidiomycetes; Microstromatales; Microstromataceae. The record is from RefSeq and is a predicted model, not a curated record.
UGUCGCUAGAGGAGAUGAUGGAUCCUCAUCUAGGAGUAUUCCUGCCGGGUGAAAAUGGGCUCGGGUUUGAUAAAACUCUGCAAGAGGCAGGGAGAAGGAGCACACUUCACCCUCUUCUCCCGCAGGCAUCAUCAGCACAUAGAGGUGGUGACGACGGAGCAGGGGAUACGGUAGUGCUGACGGAGCCUCAGAUGCAGGACGGCACAUCAACCCUCUCAGACGAGGAGAGCGUCGCACCGGCCUAUUUCCCACCUCUCAGUCUCUCAGAUCACCCCAUUACCUCUCUACCCUGCAUCUCCCUCCACCCAUGUCAGACGGCCGUGGUGAUUGGAGAGAUGAUGCACUCCCGGGAGGUCAGCGGAGGGCAGGACGGCAACGGUGGUCAGGAGGAGGCGGUGUACGCGAAAGAGUACCUGAAGGCUUUCAUGACCAUUUGCGCCAGUGUUGUUGAGAUGCGGGGCUGAAGAAAGGCGCUGAGACGCCAUAGCAAGAACUUCAUCGCAUGCUCUCCCUGCAUGUUGUCCAAUCAUAUACCCUCGAUCAUUUCUCGACUUCAGCAGAGUGUGAAGAAUGCUUUUAUUUCCCGAGGGCAACAAUGGUCACAGCCUGUAUGUCGCCGUCAUCAUCGCUCAUAUCACUCCCCGAACCAUCUAGUGGUGAGCCUCCUCCUUGGGGUAGUCCCUCCUAGCCUCCUCGAGGAACUCCUUGGCACCACCGCCCACUGAGACCUCCUCAGUAGAAGACGACUUGGAGACCUCGGCCACGUCGGGCUCUGAAGAG